Molecule: messenger RNA, 1960 nt
Organism: Ruditapes philippinarum (Manila clam)
Lineage: Eukaryota; Metazoa; Mollusca; Bivalvia; Venerida; Veneridae
Exons: 2
Coding region: 73-1227 (384 amino acids)
Biological process (GO): DNA integration
Molecular function (GO): nucleic acid binding
Source: RefSeq, a predicted model, not a curated record
CAUUGGUCAUCGCACCGAGUAGUGCCCCUUAUUUUAUAAAACGCCAUCUGCUGUAUAGUAUGUGAUACAGUUAUGGAUAAAAGAAUACAUGAUUAUUUCUUGCUUGGCUUGAAUUAUUCAGAAAUCUUGGAUAAACUAAAAUCAGAUGGUCAAAAUGUAAGUUUGCGUACAUUAAAAAGGACUUUAAAGCGUUUAAAUCUGUAUCGACGUGUGCACUUUAGUGAUAUUAUUGAAGUUGCUUUAUUUGUGAUGAAUGAAAUGCAACAGUCUGGCAUGUUACAUGGAUACAAAAUGAUGCAUCUUAAAUGCUUACAGAAUGGAUAUGUUGUCACCCAGCAAACCAUUCGUGAACUUCUGUUAAUUAUAGAUCCUAUUGGUGUACAACAACGGCGUCGAAACCGUCUUCAGCGGAGAAUAUAUUCUAAUCUUGGGCCUAAUUACCUUUGGCACAUAGAUGGAUAUGACAAGUUGAAGCCCUUUGGGAUUUGUAUCCACGGAGCCGUGGACGGUUUCUCAAGAUAUAUAAUAUGGCUUGAGGCUCAUAGAACGAAUAAUGAUCCAAAGGUUGUCGCGGGAUACUUCAUAAAUGCCGUGCGAAAUAUAAAAGGUUGUCCAGCGCGUAUCAGAGCUGAUAUGGGCACAGAAAACUGCUAUGUUAGACAGAUGAUAAUGUUUCUGAGAAGCUUAGGAAACGAGCAUAACACUGAAACGUGUUACCUUGAAGGGUCAAGCACCCACAAUCAGCGUAUAGAGCAUUGGUGGGGCUUCCUCAGGAGGCAUAACGCUCAAUACUGGAUGGAUAUGUUUGGUAUGUUAGCCAGUAUAGGGUGCUACACUGGAAAUUUUGUUGACAAAGCUAUCCUACAGUUUUGUUUCAUGAACUUAAUACAGGAAGAACUAAAUGAAAUAGCUUCUUUGUGGAACAGUCACAGAAUAAGACCUUCUAAAAACCAAACCUCUCCGAAUGGCAGACCAGUGGUAAUGUAUACAUGUCCAGAACGGUUUGGAGUUCAAGAUUAUUUGUGUAAUGUCACAGACAACCAGAUAGAUGCCUGUUCAGAAGAAUGCAUUUUCAAAGGACCUAUGGUAUGUGAGGAAACAGUGUUUGAACUGUGUACAUUUUUAAUGAACGACAGUAGAAAAGAGAUGCCAACAUGCGGAGAGGAAGCUGUUGUGUUAUACCAGUUUCUGCGGACCGAGGUUCUUGACGGACUGUCUGUUUUCUAACAAUUAAAAUGCCUAUAACUAGUUCCAGAAUGUACUUAUAAGACGGUUUAUGGCAAAAUUAUAGAGCUGGUAUCCUUACUUUUCACUAUAAUUCAAUUUUUUUCGUUUAUUUUAUUAUUAAUUUGCACUUGAUCGGACUAUAAUUGAGUCAAUUUUCAGUGAUUGACAAUAUUCUAAAUGCUUCCAGAUCAUUUAAAUUUCUUAGUUGUGUUGAAAAAUGCUUUAAAUGCGGAAUUAAAUAACCUGUAUCGAUUUGUUCAUGUGUGCAUGAAAUAAAAAUGUUUGCAUCCACCAUCAUUAGAUAAAACAUUUGAGCCAUUUUGUCAGGAUUAUUUAGAAAAAACGUAUGUCAGUUGAAAGUCAGUAUUUGAGCAUAUCCUCUCACAAUGUACUUUUCCAUGAAAUAAGGAAAUGCUUACCCUUAAUAGCACUUUGUACUAUUUUUGCAAUGAACGACAAAACUAUUGCCUUCAUUUUCAAAAAGCAUUCCUUUAAUACAUGAAUUAUGACUAUAACGCCACAAAAGAAUAAAAGUAAAAGUCCUCUUAUGGAUAUUGUCUAAAAGAAAAUCAAAACGGCUCUUGAAAUCUUGUAAAGAGUCACCAAGAGGUUAUAAGAAAAGGCAGUGCCUGCGCAACUCAAUCAAGGUAGUGGGCUUAUUUACAUUCAUAACAAAACAUGAAAGCCAGAUCUUAACUGAUAAGGAUACCGAUACUGUAGUCAAAAUAAAUUU